CACAAAAACACACAAGACAUAAUCCCCCGGGCCUCUGGGAGGAUCUGUAGUUCGAGACGUGGGGCGGCGGCCUUUGCUGUGAAGGGAGGUGACGUCACGGCGGGACUACAAACCCCAGGUGGCCGCGCGGCGCAAGACCCCGGAUAGAAAGCGGGAGGCCGGAGGAAGAAGGAGACAAAAUGGCGGCGUUGCCGCCGCCGCCCGCCCUGAGGGAUAUGGAGGUCGCCGCCUCCCUCCGGCAGUGCGCCGCCCAGCUGGGCCCGCAGACCGAUCCCGGUCGCCGCCUCCAGGCCCUGUUGGCCCUGCGCACCAAGCACUUGAAGGAGGCCGGGGCGGCCGAGCGGUUCCGCCGGGCCGGAGGCGUCCGGGCGCUGGUGGGGCUGCUCCUGCGGGACGGGGCGAGGCCGGGGAAGAAAGAGCUGGAGAUUGGCCUCAGCAUCCUGGCCAACUGCUGUACCCAGGAGGGGGCCCGCAGGGAGAUUCGGAAACUGGGUGGGAUCCCUCCCUUGGUGAACAUAUUGAAGGGGUUCAGUCUGCUGAGUGUACAGAACAGGGCAGCACGGGCUCUGGGUAACCUCGCUCUGGAAUCUGAGAACUCAGUCAUCAUCCAUCAGUCAGGAGCGGUGCCGCACCUGAUCGGCUUGCUGAGCGCCACCGAGGAUGCGGACUGCCUGCAGACGGCGGUGCGGACGCUGCGGAUCCUGUCGGACACGCCCGCCCACCGCCGCUCGCUGACCGCCCAGGGCUGCGUGGCCCCGCUGCUGGGGCUGCUGGGCCGGGAGGAGCCGGGCCUGCUGGGGGCGGCAGCCCGGGCGGCGGCCGAGCUGACCCGCUCCUGCGGCGCCCCCUGCGCCCUGCAGGUCUCCCGGCACGGCGGGGUCCCCCUGCUGGCGGGGCUGGCCGCCCGGGGGGGCCGGGGAGUCCGGGAGGGGGCCCUGGCCGCCCUGGGCAACCUGUGCGGCCAGGGCUUCCUGCGGCCGGGGGUCGGCGGGGCCGGCGGCGUGGGGCUGCUGGUGGGGGCCCUGCGCUCGGACCCCGGGGCCCCCUCGGCCCCCGCCCACCUCCGGGCCCUCUGCCUGUGCUGCCGGGAGGCGGUCAACCGGGCCCGGGUGCGGGAGGAGGGGGGCCUGGACCUGCUGCUGGCCCUGCUGAAGGAGCCCGGGCACCGGGCCAGCCGGCCCCGCAUCCUGGCCGCCCUGCUGGGCUUCUUCUACGACCAGCCGGCCAUGGACUACCUCCACGCCCGCGGCCUGGUGCCCGUGCUGCUGGACGAGCUGCUGUCCCUGGCCGGGCUGCGGCCGCCGGCCGGCCUCCCCCCCCAUCCCUGCCCCGAGGAGCCCGAGGACGAGCGCCAGGCCGCCUCCUUCGACUACCCGCCCGACAGGCCCAUCGCCGGGGAGGAGCAGCCGGCGGAGGCUUCAUCCAGCUUCCUCAGCCUCAGGUCCUGGCUGGUAUCAGAAGGUUACAUCGAGAGCCCUGACGAAGUGCUGCCUGGGCCCCCGGGCGAGACGGAGAUCACCCCCCAGCCCUUGCUGUCGCCGGGAGAGCGAGCCGAGCGGGAGGGGCUGGACGGCGGCCCGGCUGAGCGACCGGGCGAGGCGUCGCCGGGCGCCGCCUAUCGCCCCCUGCUGGCCUUGCCCCUCUCGCCCGCCGAGUCUCCCGCCACCCCUUCCUCCCCCUCCUCCUCCUCCCCCCCUCCCCCUCCUCCUCCUCCUCCUCCUCCCACCCCCCCGGAGCCCUGCCUCCCCGAGGCCCCGGUCCUCCUGCUGCUCUCCCGCUUCUCGCAGGCGGAGGACCCGGCCCCGGGGCUGGUGACGGAGGGCUCGCUGCGGGCCUUCCUGGACUACCUGACCCUGGCCCGCCCUCCCGGUGCCCGCUGCGCCCGUCUGCUGGCCCGUCUCGCCUGCAACCCCAACUGCCUGGAGGCCCUGGUGCGCGGCCGGGCUGUCCCCCUCGUCCGGGCUCAGCUCAUCCACGGACUGCGACCUGGGGCGCCGCUGGAGGGGACCGAGAUCGCGGGGCGAGAACGGGGGGAGCAGUGGACCUUCGUCCGGCGGAACAGGGAGUUGGGCGAGGUCCUCCUGAGGAACCUGAGUGUCCAGGCAGAGUCUCCGUUUGGUGCAGGCACCCUCACUCACAUGCUGCUGUCCAGCUCUCAGUCUGAGAGGGAGGCGUGCGCCAUUGCACUGCCCCUACUGUGUCGGUGA
Carcharodon carcharias (great white shark) is the source of this 2207-nucleotide messenger RNA. It is a transcript of the gene armc5, whose product is annotated as armadillo repeat containing 5. Lineage: Eukaryota; Metazoa; Chordata; Chondrichthyes; Lamniformes; Lamnidae. The record is from RefSeq and is a predicted model, not a curated record. The transcript has 6 exons. Gene Ontology annotation, molecular function: protein binding. Gene Ontology annotation, cellular component: cytosol. Gene Ontology annotation, biological process: anatomical structure morphogenesis. The coding region runs from base 180 to 2207 and encodes 675 amino acids.